UACUCACUUCCUUCCCCACAGCAUGUCUUAUAGUUUACCACAAAUCAGUGAAAUUUCCCACCUCAACGAAGGAGGAAAAGACGAAUUCCUCGGCCACUUGUUCGAGCCGUGUUCCACGUUGAACGCGUUCUUGCGCGAGUCUAACGUAUUCAAACAGGAAUACCUGUCAUAUAAAGCAUUCAUUGAGAGCUGUCGCAGUGAGUUAUUGGCAUUUUUGGCCUCCCCCAGCGAGCAUCCAGACCCCCGUAUCUCCCAGAUUAUUGCUGCCCACCCGCGGCUCGGAGGUGGCAACGCCAAGAAACUCUCUCUGCACUCAGAGAAGGAGCAGCAAUCGCUCCAAUCGUCGCCGGAGGAGCUGGCAAAGUUGAUGGACUUGAACGAACAGUACGAACGGACGUUUCCAGGCUUGCGCUACGUGGUGUUUGUCAACGGACGAAGCAGAGCCGUCGUGAUGCACGACAUGGAGACGCGAAUCGCGGGAAACGACAUUGCAAAGGAGCGCAUUGCGGCGUUCAAUGCCAUGUGCGACAUUGCUCUCGACAGGGCCGAGAAGUUGGAGACCAAGUUGUAGUUAUGUAAGGCCCGAUAAGUGUGUUAUUGGAAUAAACUACAUACUAGAGUUCAUGCUGUUGCCUGGUUCUACUGCGUAUUUUAUCAUGGAAAAGUUCUAGAUAUUUUAGGGGGAGCAUCCAUGUGUGCUUGGUUUCAAUGGAUCUUCAUUUUUACCAGUAAAAGAGGGGUAUCUUUUAGCGGAGAGCUUCAAGCGGCG
Messenger RNA from Babjeviella inositovora NRRL Y-12698, 769 nucleotides. RefSeq lists its product as uncharacterized. Lineage: Eukaryota; Fungi; Ascomycota; Pichiomycetes; Serinales. The coding region runs from base 23 to 571 and encodes 182 amino acids. The record is from RefSeq and is a predicted model, not a curated record. The transcript has a single exon.